AUGCUAAGUUCAAUACCCACAACUAGUUUAAAGACUGUCAGCAUUCCAGGCUCAACAUCUUUCCUCGAUUCCCUGGUGAUACCGAGCCCAGCCCGAUCUUCAUCGGCUGCGCUUCUAGGUGGAGUGACCAGCAUCAAAGCUACCACUGUGACUCCACCAAUCCCGACCUCUACGACCAUACAGUCAGCAACAGUGUCCAGCAGCAGCCCAGCUGUUGGAGCUAUUGCGCCCCCAGGAGGAGCAGGCAGCAACGGUUCUUCUACAUUUACACCGGUGAUCCCAACCUCUAAUCCCAUCCAGCCAGCGAAGACUACGCCGACACAAUCUACAUUACUAUGGUCUCCCACAUCAGGAUCCAAACCAGCGGUGACCGUAACCGAGCCUGUGAUUGUUUAUGUGACCAAAGGAGCAUCGACUCCCUUCUCGACAUGCGUUAUCCGUCAUGCACCCAGCGGCGACAACUCAUCAGUGUCAUCGGCAUAUCCAACGGUAAAACCGUCUGUUGAGCCGAUAACUACAUCUUUGAACUUUGUGACGAUCCAUUCCACUGCAACGUCGGCCAUUCGUGUGCCUGUUUACCCAACAUUAUCAUUACCUGCGUCUUCGUCUUCGGUGUUUGCGUCCUCAACUGUGAGCGCCCCGAGUGUGAGUGCAGCACCUACAGUGUCCGAAAAUGCCAGUGUAAUUUCAGUUGUUCUUAUGACCGCCAGCCCAGCAACACCAUCGCUUCCUUCUUCGUCUUGGUUGUUGUCAUCCCCGAAUGAGGCUGCUCCUGUGGUGACAGCUCACCUGACUUCCACGAUUGUGGUUCCUCUGACAGUUUUCCCGACUACAUCGUUGCCUUCUUCUGUGUCUUCAUUUUUGACGUCCUCAAGUGAGAUUGCUUCUUUAGCGACAUUCCGUCUCACUUCCACUAGUGUCGUUACAAUAACUGUUUACUCGACAACAUCUCCAUCUGAUCCAUUGCUGCAAUCCUUUGGUGAGACUGCUCCACUUGAGACUUCUCCAGUCGUGACAGCCCACAUCACCUCCCCGGAAAUUGUUCAACUGACCUCGUAUGGAUCGACUGCCAUACGAGCAACAGAUUCCACAUCUACCGUGGAUGCCGAUUUCGCCCCCACGACCUCUACGCCAGGUCAAGGCAUACUUAGUGUGAAUCCAGUUACGCCGUCUGGCUUUAUCACGAUCACUGAGACUCAGACGGAGACAACGACGGUAACAGAUCGCAUUACUGAGACUGUUACUGCUACUGUUACUCGGGAUUAA
Penicillium digitatum Pd1 is the source of this 1266-nucleotide messenger RNA. RefSeq lists its product as uncharacterized. The record is from RefSeq and is a predicted model, not a curated record. NCBI's taxonomy places the organism in Eukaryota, Fungi, Ascomycota, Eurotiomycetes, Eurotiales, Aspergillaceae.